GUGCUCAAUCUGCCACAGUUAUUCUAUUAUGGGGGUUUCUAGAAUCUACGGUCGGGUUUUAAAAUUCUGAAAGGUUCUACUGGGUCCCUCAGAGCAGUUCUCAACUGUUGAUGUGUUUUCAGAAUCCUUCAUUUUCAUUUUAAAAUUAAACCUAAAACCAACUUCUAAAAAACUCUAGCAAACCUCUUCACGUUCUACAUGCUGUGCUGGCGUGUGUGUGGCAUGUCCAGCUCGGCCCGUGUGUACCUGAGCUGCUUGGCGCUGGUGGACACGUGGUACCUGUUGUGUGUGACGCUGCUGGACCUGAGCCUGGCAUUCCUGCAGCCGCAGCCCUUCUGGCACACUCCGAUGUGGUGUGGAGUCAUCACCUUUCUGCAGUUCGGGACCUUCUACGCCUCGGCCUGGCUCGUUGUGGCCUUCACCAUUGAGCGCUACAUAGUGUUCAGAGUGAUGAUGAGCCGACAGCGCCAUCUGCAGGUCAGACACGCCCUUCUUACCUGCAUCACCAUUGUCUUGCUAUCACACAUGGCUUCAGUUCCUCUCAGCUGGAUCAACAGUGCAGUGCAGGUGAAUCGGACUCUGAAUGGACAGACCGUAACGGUUCCGCGCUGUCUUUAUCGAGACGCCUUCUACUCCACGGUGGUGGUUUGGAUCACGUCCUUCCUGUCCAGCGGAGUUCCGAUCCUGCUCGUCAUCAUCUUCAACUCUCUGAUCGCGUACCAGCUGCUUGGCUCCGGUCGUCUCUUCACUAAAGAGGAGCGCCGGACGAUCCGGGCAUCUCGGACACGGGGUUCGGCCCACAGGACGCUGCUGCUGCUUGGGAUCGUCUCGGUGGCGUUCGUGGUUCUCAGUCUACCGCGAUUCGUCACUUACUGCAUCCUGCGCACUGAACACAACCAUAAAGACUUCAACCGAGAUGACUACACAAUCACCAUCAACAUCAUGGGAGAUGUGGCCAACAUGCUGCACAACCUCAACUCCGCCACCAACUUCCUGCUGUACUGUGGAGUGAGUCGCAGGUUCCGGCACGAGAUCGUCAACACCUUUCACUGCCGAGUCCGGGCCAUAGAAGUUGGAUCCUUCUUCACUCAAACAACUAUGAAGGUCUUCUCUGUGGCUGAGCGCAAAGAAACAGCAGGACGAGACCCCGUCUCCAUCGUCCUCACCAAACUGAGACGAUUGGAGACUCCGAAACAAGCAGCAGGAACUCAGGCGGGUCUGCAGCGAUCUGGACCCUGAACCCUGAGACACUUCUGAAAGUGAUUUUAUAUGCACCAGCUCUUGCAUGAAGGAAAUGGAGAAAUAAAACAAACUCAUAAUUCUGAAAAUCCUGAAACUUCAGCUUCUGAUACUUCUGAAACAACUGCUCCUAAAACUCUUGCUCCUGAAUUUCCUGAAACUCCUGUUAAUGAAACUUCUGAAUUUCCUAAACCCCCUGAAGCUUCUUGUCCUGUUCAAUAAAACCUGAUCAUUAUUAGAGAAUUAA
Molecule: messenger RNA, 1486 nt
Organism: Silurus meridionalis
Lineage: Eukaryota; Metazoa; Chordata; Actinopteri; Siluriformes; Siluridae
Product: probable G-protein coupled receptor 139
Exons: 3
Coding region: 199-1239 (346 amino acids)
Biological process (GO): G protein-coupled receptor signaling pathway
Cellular component (GO): membrane
Molecular function (GO): G protein-coupled peptide receptor activity
Source: RefSeq, a predicted model, not a curated record